This is a messenger RNA of Durio zibethinus, 2591 nucleotides long. RefSeq lists its product as uncharacterized. NCBI's taxonomy places the organism in Eukaryota, Viridiplantae, Streptophyta, Magnoliopsida, Malvales, Malvaceae. The record is from RefSeq and is a predicted model, not a curated record. Gene Ontology annotation, molecular function: protein binding.
AUUUACUGAUCAGUGAUGCUAAAUAAGAAUUUAAAGUUGAUCUAGUUAUUUACCAUCCAUACUUUCUUUCAAACCCACUUAAUCUUCUCCUUCGCUGAAUCCAAUUCGACUAAUAAAAUUCCAAUCUUAAUCAUUGAAAUUAAAAUUUUAAUAAUUUAGCGUAACACACAAUUUUUUUGUACAGUUCUUCCUUUUAUGCUUCCUUUUCAAACCAUUUCACAACCCAAAUAAAAUGGGGCCAAGCCCAUUCAUGACCAACUCUACAACCUUACCCUUGGCCGUUAGCUGUGUCUGCUCCUCCUAAGUAAGCCUAACCAGUCACUUGUUUCCAGGUCCUUUUAAUGGCGGUUAAAUGUCUCUUUCUCUAAGGACUUCCCCCAAAGCCACGACCUUCAUCCGACAAAGUAACAACUCCCGGCUUUGGUACAGAUUUUUCCAUGGCCGACCAACUGCGGAGUUACUCUUUCUCAAUCAGAAACCAAGACUACGAGAAAAGCGACGACGUGGAGGAGAGCAAGUGUGCUUUCCUUGUGGUAGCUUUCUUCCCUUGUUUGGUUUGCUUCAUUCUUCUCCUUAUUAUAGUCUCCGUCGUGUUAGUAGUCAAAUUCCAUUUGUUUUGCCACACUCCUCUUCACUCCAUUUACAAGAAAAAUUGCUAGCCAAUUCCAUUUCUUUACCCGGAAACGUUUUAGAUUUGAAUCGUAGGGGUUUCUCUAGCGUCACUGACGGUGGUACAGAUUCUGAAACAGACAAUGAAUCUGAUAAUGCUGCCGAUGUCUUUAAGUCAACAGCGGACCUAAAGGAAGUUGAGAGAGUAUGCAAGGUGAUCGACGGAUUGUUUGGCUUAGACCGAAACAUGGAAGCUGUUUUAGAUGAAUGUGGGAUUAAUCUUACUCAUGAUUUGGUCAUGGAUGUGCUGGAACGGUUCCGACACGCUAGAAAACCGGCGUUUAGGUUUUUCUGUUGGGCCGGGCAAAAGCCAGGGUUUGACCAUGAUUCCAGGACAUACAAUAAAAUGAUGAAUGUUUUAGCAAAGAAUAGGCAAUUUGAAACCAUGUUGGCAAUGCUUGAAGAGAUGGGUGCCAAGGGGCUUGUGACAAUGGAUACUUUUGUGAUUGCUAUCAAAGCUUUUGCGGCUGCCAAGGAGAGGAAGAAAGCGGUUGGGAUCUUUGAGUUGAUGAAGAAGUAUAACUAUAAAGUGGGUGUUGAUACUAUUAAUUGCUUGCUUGAGAGUCUUGGGAGGGUUAAGCUUGCAAAAGAAGCACAAGCGCUAUUUGAGAAGUUGAGAGACAGGUUUACGCCCAAUUUAAGAUCACAUACGAUAUUGCUUGGUGGUUGGUGCAGGGUGCGGAAUUUGAUGGAAGCAGGGAGGGUGUGGAAUGAGAUGAUUGAUAAGGGUUUUAAGCCUGAUAUUGUCGCACAUAAUGUAAUGAUUGAAGGGCUAUUGAGGAGUAGGAGGACAUUUGAUGUGGUGAAGUUGUUUGAGGUCAUGAAAAGUAGGGGGCCUUUGCCUAAUGUUCGCAGCUAUACAAUUAUGAUUCGGGAGUUUUGCAAGCAAGGAAAGAUGAAUGAAGCAGUUCAAUAUUUUUAUGAGAUGCUUGAUUCUGGAUGUCAACCUGAUGCAGCAGUUUACACAUGUUUGAUCACUGGUUUUGGAAACCUGAAAAGGAUGGACAUGGUUUAUAGAUUGUUGAAGGAGAUGCAAGAAAAGGGUUGUCCACCUGAUGGCCGAACCUACAAUGCCCUGAUUAAGUUGUUGACAAGUCAAGGAAUGCGGGAUGAUGCAAUUAGGGUAUACAAGAAGAUGAUACAGAGUGGAAUUCAACCAACAAUUCACACUUUUAACAUGAUCAUGAAAUCAUUCUUCCAGUCCAGAAACUAUGACAUGGGUUGUGCAAUUUGGGAUGAGAUGCGUGAAAAGGGGAUUUGCCCUGAUGAUAUUUCGUACACUGUUUUCAUUAGAGGGCUGAUCAGUCUAGGUAGGUCAGGAGAGGCUUGUAAACUUCUAGAAGAAAUGAUAGAGAAAGGAAUGAAGGCUCCUCUGCUUGAUUACAACAAAUUUGCAGCUGAUUUCUCUAGAGCUGGGAAACCUGACAUACUCGAGGAGUUGGCUCAAAAGAUGAAGUUCUCUGGUAAGUUUGAUGUAUCUAAUAUCCUAACAAAAUGGGCUGAGAUAAUGAAGAAAAGGGUUAAGAGAAAAGGUUCCUUUAAAACUGAUGGAAGAUGCAUCUGACAUGCUAAUGAACUGUUUUACUCUGGUUUCAUGUGGCUCAUGGAUCAUAUUCUUCUCACUUAACUUCAUGUCACAAAUGACUUUUUUUUUAAAGGCAUUGUAUAUCGUUUGCGUUUGUUGCAUCCUAUGUUUCUAAUGUUAUUGUUUACCAAUUGAUUCCUCUUAUGCUCUUCAAUCCUAUUCUUACUUGAUGUGCAAUGUAUUUGAUUGGUCCGAGCUUUGUUUUUUCAUAUUGGAGCGGACUGCUUAGGCUUAAUACGAUGCAAGCGAAACGAUAGGGUGUUGUAAUUUCUCCCUUAAAGCAUGCAAAUCCUUUUUUUUUCCCCUCAUUUUGUUAUGUAUGUUAACAUGUCACCAU